Molecule: messenger RNA, 168 nt
Organism: Drosophila novamexicana
Lineage: Eukaryota; Metazoa; Arthropoda; Insecta; Diptera; Drosophilidae
Exons: 1
Coding region: 1-168 (55 amino acids)
Source: RefSeq, a predicted model, not a curated record
AUGAAUUCGACGACGCUGCUGAUCUAUACGCUGCUCGUGUCCAUGCUGCUGCUUAUCCAAGCGCCGGCUGGCGAGUCCACGUUCCUACUCCUUGCUUGUCUUUACCGUUUGAAUAUCUGUCCGUUCCGCACGACUACGACAACGGCGGCGCCAACAACAACUUCAUAA